Messenger RNA from Chaetomium fimeti, 848 nucleotides. RefSeq lists its product as uncharacterized. The coding region runs from base 235 to 660 and encodes 141 amino acids. Lineage: Eukaryota; Fungi; Ascomycota; Sordariomycetes; Sordariales; Chaetomiaceae. The transcript has a single exon. The record is from RefSeq and is a predicted model, not a curated record.
UAUGACCUCUGCCAUGUAGUUGGCGCAUGCGCAUAUGGGUUCAUGUGAGAAGGGAGUUACCAGGCGCCGAGAAAGAGUCCAAGACGACAGACAUUGCGGAUACCUGGGCCUGGGCCUACACAGUAGGUCAAUAAAGCUAUCCGAGGGCGUUUCAUCUCAAUCUCGGUGGCGCAUUUUCUGUUUCUGCAGUCAAGAAGGGAGUCGGCACGUGGACGCGCUUGACGAUGACGGCGCAUGGGUGGCGAUUUGGUGGUCCUUCUUUUUUUUUUUCUUCCUUUUUUUUUUGAACUAUUAGCGGCCCCCGAGCGGCCCCGGCACCUGUUACGGGUUUGGGUCGCCAGAAAGCAGGCGACGGAUGCCAUGAUGAAACAGUUCGUCAGUUUGCAAGUAUUCUUGCUCCGUCAGAGUGCAACUUCCCGGCUGCCAGGUUCGAAGCAAGAGGCCGAUUUGGCAGAAGUGGGUCCCUGUUGGAGCUUUGCCAGCUUUCGUUACGUCAUAGGGAACACCAACCAGCAGCACAAGGGAGCUGAGGAGCUUGUCUCCUUGUAUUCUCCCGCUACCAUGUUGAGUAUACUGAGGCAUGAGUGGGCACGUCAUGUAGGUACAUGGUACACUGCUGGCCCGGAGUCGUUCCUGCAGCAGAGGACUCGAGUUCCUUAAAUAUGGCCAUGGCCACGCCCAGGUAGUUUUCGCCCGGGUUGGAUUUUGCGUGAAUGAAGGUGAAUGACGGCUAGCUGAAUAGACUGUUUGAGUUUAACACGGUGCAUGUAAAUUAAAACACCUAAGUGCACGCAGCUGAGUGUUCUGGUGUUGGUUGGUGCUUCGCUUGUAUAUGCAUGUCGAAACUG